UGCCUGGAGGGGCUGGUGUCUACAGCAUGAAGCAAGGACUGGUGGUCACUCAGCUGGAUGUCCAGCCUGGAGAGUGCAUCAAGGUCAAAGGGAAGAUUCUGUCGGAUGCUAAAGGGUUUGCUGUGAAUGUAGGGAAGGACAGCAGCACUCUCCUGCUGCAUUUCAACCCCCGUUUUGACUGCAAGGGGGAUGUCAACACUGUCGUGUGCAAUUCCAAGGAAGAUGGUGCCUGGGGCGAGGAGGACAGGAAGACUGACUUCCCCUUCCAGCACGGUGACAAGAUUGAGAUGUGCAUCUCCUUCGACGUGGGGGAGGCUACAGUGAAGCUGGCUGAGACGGAGUUUCAGUUCCCCAAUCGCCUGGGCAUGGAGAAAAUUGAAUACCUGGCUGUGGAGGGUGACUUUCAAGUCAAAGCCAUCAAGUUUAGUUAACUGCUGUGGCUUGUUUUGUUUUUUUUCCUGUCACCUCCCACACAAUGAAAUAAACCCAAACUGGCCAUGG
Molecule: messenger RNA, 501 nt
Organism: Tinamus guttatus (white-throated tinamou)
Lineage: Eukaryota; Metazoa; Chordata; Aves; Tinamiformes; Tinamidae
Source: RefSeq, a predicted model, not a curated record